AUGUUAGAAUAUCCCAAAGGUGAAAAUCAAGAGAAACUCAUUGACUUUAGUGAAUUUCAUAUUCAGGAAGUACUUGAUGAGGGUGCAUAUGGACAAAUAUCCAAAGCAGUAUGGAGAAAUGAUGUAGUUGCUCUCAAAAGGUUAAAAUCAAAUCGAGAAGAAAAGCAUAUUAUUAAUGAGCACUAA
Molecule: messenger RNA, 186 nt
Organism: Cetraspora pellucida
Lineage: Eukaryota; Fungi; Glomeromycota; Glomeromycetes; Diversisporales; Gigasporaceae
Source: the annotation of a GenBank genome assembly